AUUUUGUUGAUCAUCUUCAUUCGGGUUGUUGAUCGAAAUGUUCACUUGAUCAUCUGAAAGUUUCAUUACAUUGAUUUCGUGAACACUUUUCUUUGAAACUUUUAAUUGUUGCCAAUUUGUUUAAAUUGUUCAAUUUGUUGGCUUCUAAUUAUCUUCAAUCAUUUAAAUACUUUCCAAUUUAAGUUAAAUUAGUUGACCAUAACUUUACAUAACUUAUUGGAUAUUAAUGGAUCAGUUUAAUUGUGUGUUCUAAUUAUCAUCUAAAUUGUGAUGUGAUUUCAUUUCCAACUUAUUUAACUGAGAUUAACGAUGAAACAUCCAAAGGUUUUCACGUUACAUCCAAUCGAUCAACCAAUUAGUCCUAAAUGGCAACCUAAUCUUACUCGAUCAACUGAUUAUCCAUUGACCGUUGCUGACGGUAAAUUAGGUCCACAUUAUAUCCCACCGAUUGCUUAUUUUUACCCACCGUCAACGGAUUUUAAUCCAGAGGAUCUACAAGAAUCACAGAUUAACCUGAGAGAGGCAAUUCUAAGAGAAAGAUUAUCUCUUACCAAUAAUAAUAAGCCCAUAAGUUCAGACCAUAAAUCGACCGAUAUUUUUUUCUUAUUAUUGUUCAUCCUUUUCUUUGGAUUUUUGGGUUAUCUACUAUUCGAAGCAAUUGUAAUUAAACAUUCAAAUCCAAAUUUAAUUCUCCAUGGUUAUGAUAAUUGGGGUAAUAUUUGUGGCCAAAGAAAUCGACCAUUGGACAAUGUCCCUUACUCAGGUCAAGAUAUGUUUCGAAAGCCUUACCUAUUGAUUUACUUUGGUACCAAUCGAACAACUCGAAGAAUCUGUGUUGAAGACUGUAAUGAAGAUGUAUUCAUUAAAACAACAUUCAAUCGAUGUUUACCUCGACGUGUGGGCCUGGAACAAUUAGCUAAUUCAGUUAAUUACACCAGAGGAUUAAUUGAUUCAAUCUCAUCGGAUGUGAUUCUUUGUUUCAAUGAACUUGUUUACCUUUUCAUCCUCUCAUUUGUUUUUGCUCUGGUUUUGGUUAUUUUAAUCCGGUUCAUGGCGAGUUUGAUUAUCUGGUUUACGUUGAUUCUGUUAAGUCUUGCCUCGAUUACGGCAACAAUCAAUAUUUGGCUUCACUGGGGAGACUUGAAACAAUCAAAUGGAUCGACAAUCAAUCCACCAACUAAUUCAACUCUCGCCUCGGGAUCUGAAUCAGACAAGGAAUUGGAAAGAUGGUUAAUCUACUCAAUUGGAGCAACAAUUUUCACGACUGUAUUUAUACUUAUCCUUUUGGUUAUGAGAAAACGCAUCCAAUUGGUUUGCUUAUUGUUCAAAGAAGCGGGAAAGGCGAUCGGUUCAAUGCCACUUUUACUCCUUCAGCCGAUUAUGACUUUAACUAUUCUUUCUGGUCUUGGAUUCUUAUGGUUCAUUGGAACCCUUUACCUGUUGUCUAAUCGCUCACCUCUGGUUGAUUCUGAUUCUGGUUUUGUGGUCUAUGGUUUUGAUACAUUUUAUUCAUAUGUUAAAUGGAUCAAUAUUUUCGCGGUUCUUUGGCUAAUCUACUUCGUAACUGCUUGUCAACAUUAUGUUAUUGCUGGUUCAGUUGCUAAAUGGUUUUUCCAAAGAGACAAAAGUAAACUUAAUUAUCCAAUAUUCAGAAGUAUCAUGGAAUUAGUUAAAUAUCAUCUCGGUUCAAUUGCUCUCGGAUCAUUGCUUGUUGUUGGAAUGAAAAUACUUCGAUUAUUGUUCAAAAAGAUCGAAAAUCUCACCAACAGAACCAAAGAUUCGCUCGGUUGUAUGUCCAAAUUUUGCUGCUUCUUUUUCUGGAUAUUCGAGAAACUUUUGAUCUACAUUAAUAAAAACGCUUAUAUUGUUAUGGCAAUUCACGGAAGUUCAUUCUCCACCUCAGCGAGAAGGGCUUUCUCAAUACUCUCAUCUAAUACACUUAAAAUUGCAACAAUUAACUCAAUCGGUGAUUUUCUCCUUCUACUUGGUAAAUUAUCUGUAAUUUCAUUAACUUUAAUUGUUGGUGUUGAAUUAACUAAAGACAAAGUUGAUAGACUUAAUCAUCCUUGGUCACCUUUGAUAAUUGCUGCCAUUUUUGCCUACUUUAUAUCUCAUUGUUUCCUUGCCGUGUACGAGAUGACAAUUGAUACUUUAUUCAUUUGCUUUUGUGAAGAAACUUCAAAUGAAAACGAUUCUCUCAAUGAACUGGAUUUAAUUGACAAUCGACAUUUACGAAGACGAUCAGUAAUUUAACAGCUAAAUCUAAAAGUUAAUUGUAAUCGAAUUCAAAUUUUUAAUUGUUGGUUAAUUUUGUAAAUUUUUUCUAUCCUUUUGUAUGAUAUUGAUUCAGUUUUCUUUCUUUUUAAUUGUUAAUUGAAUUGUUUUUCUAAUCUCUUGUUACUGAUUUUCUUUUUAAUUGUUAUCAUUAUUAAAAAGGAAAACAAUUUGUUAAUUGUAUUAAACUAAUUGUAAAUAAAGAGAAAAUGUCAACAUUAUUUUUGCUUUUGAUUCUUAUUCUAAUUGAUUGUGAUUCUGAUACUGUGACAAUUAGAAAGUUUCGUGAGAUUUUUUGUCCCCAUCAUUACAAUUAACUGAAUCAUAAUAUUUUCACUGUUUUCUUAUA
Messenger RNA from Panonychus citri (citrus red mite), 2623 nucleotides. Its product is annotated as choline transporter-like protein 1. Gene Ontology annotation, molecular function: transmembrane transporter activity. The transcript is spliced from 12 exons. NCBI's taxonomy places the organism in Eukaryota, Metazoa, Arthropoda, Arachnida, Trombidiformes, Tetranychidae. Gene Ontology annotation, biological process: transmembrane transport. The record is from RefSeq and is a predicted model, not a curated record. The coding region runs from base 310 to 2253 and encodes 647 amino acids. Gene Ontology annotation, cellular component: membrane.